Molecule: messenger RNA, 668 nt
Organism: Cheilinus undulatus (humphead wrasse)
Lineage: Eukaryota; Metazoa; Chordata; Actinopteri; Labriformes; Labridae
Gene: cox7a1
Product: cytochrome c oxidase subunit 7A2, mitochondrial
Exons: 5
Coding region: 272-517 (81 amino acids)
Biological process (GO): mitochondrial electron transport, cytochrome c to oxygen; mitochondrial respirasome assembly; regulation of oxidative phosphorylation
Source: RefSeq, a predicted model, not a curated record
GAAAAGAGACAAAGAAGCAGGCAUACCUGAAGAAUAAGGGGCUUAAAGUAAGAUAAAAAAGUAACUAGCUGUCUGGAAAAUAAGCAUUAAGUUCAAAAUAAUAAACCGGAGAGCAGCUUACCAACAACAACACUGAAUCUUCCUGCUGGACCUCUCUGUGCGGACGCUGGAACAUGCGCCUGGAGCCGGACAAAGAAAGCUUUCCCGUGGGAUACAUUCCUGGGUCUGGGGUGAAUCUAGACGGAGCAGCUCCAAACACGCCACCACAGACAUGAAUCACCUGCUGAGAGUUCCUGUUCUGGCCAGCAGGGCGUUCAGUAGCUCUGCCAGACAGCUGACGAACCGGGUCCCUGAGGCCCAGAAACUCUUCCAGGCAGACAACGGGUUGCCAGUCCACAUCAAGGGAGGAACAGUUGACGUGGUAAUGUACCGGGCGACCAUGACGCUGACUGCAGUAGGAACGUGUUACUCUGUUUACUGGCUGCUCGUCGCCUCCAUGCCUCAGAAGAAAGCGUAGAGAGGAGUCGACCUGGGCUCAGUCUAUCGCCUGGAGAGCUGAUGCUCCUCUGACAUUCAUCUUUAAGUGUGUUUAUUCAAUUCUGUUUGAUUUUACUGCAGUCUCUAAUGAGUAUGACUUUAAUGAAGCUGUAUAAAGUGUAGAAACCAUA